GUCUUCGCAACUAAACCCUUUUUUCUAUAAUUUCUAGCAUAUUCCCCACUUGUAUUAUCUUUUCCUGCACUUUGCCUUUAUAAAAACCCAAAAGCCCCACCCUUCUCAAACCUCCUCCCUCCCUCACUUCAUUCUCCUCUCUCUCUCUCUCUCUCUCUCUCUCUCUCUCUCAUGGAAAUUCCAGUAGUGAACAGAAUAAGCGAUUUUCAGUCCCGCAUAACCUCGCUGCCAGACCCAUCUUUUUUCUCACAGGCCUUUUCGAUUUCCGUCAUCGAAAGGGUCUCUCAAGCUUGCAGCUUUUGGAAAUGGGGAGCUCUCAUCAUCGCAAUUCUAGCUUCCUUCGGCACCAUACUCACUAAAAUAAACAUUUUUAUUACCAGACUCCGACGCCUAGGAGUUUUAAGCUCCCAGGCUGUUUCCCAGAAUCUCCAAGACGACGAUUUCUCCGACAUCGACGACGAUGAUGACGAAACCUGUUCCAUUUCGUCGUCCUCCUCCUUAUCCGAUGAUGAAUUAGAAUCCGAUUCCGAGAUAUCGUACGAUAACGCCGGUACUCCCACUGCCAGGGAUGAACAUUUCCUAGUCAGGGGCUCUGGUUGUUACACAGACGACCGAGGGCAGAAUCGUAAUUCGACGCUCCGCCGGCGCCGAAGCUUCGGAGGACACCACCGGUUCUCUUGGUCCGACUUCACCUCCGGCAAGAGUGUCGUCAAGCUCUGGGACACGUCUUCGCCGGCCACGUUUCUAUCUGCGGACACAAGUGUCUCGGGGUGUGCGUCAAUCGGUGUAUGGGACACGCGCGUCGGAUGCCGGUUUCCGGCAAUACUCGCCGAUUGGGGCCCGCAGCUCGGGAGAAUCGUUGGAGUUGCGUCGGGCGGCGUCGAGAAGCUUUACGUCAAGGAUGGCGUCACGGGGGCCUUGACGGUUGGUGACGUGAGGAAGGCGGAGUCGCCGUUACGGAACGUAACGGACGCUGACAUGGAUGACACAUGGUGGGAUGCUGACGCCGUUAGUGUGACGGACGAGCGUUUUGACGAGUCAGCCGUGAGUGGAUGUGACUGGGCCGUCACGCGGUGUUGUAGCGCGGUUAGGUCUUAUCUGUUGUAAUUUUGUAAUUGUAAGAGUGGGAAAUAACAGAUGUCAAAUAAUGCAAGGUCAUUAUUUUGUAAAUAUAUUAUUGUCUCCCUAUUAUUUAUUUUUAAUCAAUAUUGUUUCCCUAUUUUUAAGGUUUAUUUUAUUUUUGAUAUGGUAUCUUAGCUUGUAAUUAACAGAUAAAAUGGGAUAUUGCAAGCUUCUUUGUAGCUUC
Molecule: messenger RNA, 1306 nt
Organism: Prunus dulcis (almond)
Lineage: Eukaryota; Viridiplantae; Streptophyta; Magnoliopsida; Rosales; Rosaceae
Exons: 1
Coding region: 172-1107 (311 amino acids)
Source: RefSeq, a predicted model, not a curated record